UCUUUUCUGUGAGAUUACAGGUUAUGGUAUGAGAACCCGGGUGUGUUCACACCUGCUCAGCUCACUCAGAUCAAGCAGACAUCUCUUGCCAGAGUUCUGUGUGACAAUGGUGACAACAUAACCAGAGUGCAGCACGAUGUCUUUAAGGUGGCUGAAUUCCCUUAUGGAUAUAGCAGCUGUGAAGAUAUUCCUAAACUGGAUCUCAGGAUGUGGCAAGAUUGCUGUGAAGACUGUAGAACUAGAGGACAGUUUAAUGCAUUUUCAUAUCACUUUCGAGGAAGACGUUCUCUUGAUUACAGCUUUCAGGAGGACAAGCCCUUGAAGAAAAUGAAAAUGUCCAAAACAGUAAGUUCUGUGAAACAGAGUAAAUAUUUUCGUAAUGCCACCUCAGCAUCUGAUGAAAAUGCAAAUAUGCCCAUAGUGAAUGACUUCAAAGAAUUUGUUUUGGAAAUGCAAAAAACUAUUUCAAGCCUCAGAAGCCAGAUAAAAAAACUUGAAUCACGCCUCAGUAAAACUGAUUGCACUGAUGAAAAGGGUAAAGCAUACUCCAGCAAUGAAACCUGGAAAAGGGACCCAUGUACUGUGUGUGAAUGCAAAGUUGGUCAGAUUACCUGUUUUGUGGAGUCAUGCCCGCCAGUUGACUGUGAAGCCCCUAUGAAGGCUAAAGGAGAUUGCUGUCCAGUCUGUGUCAAAGAAAGUAUUAAUAAAAAGAAGCCAUAAGUCUUCUUUUAUAGAUUUUAGGGUGCAUACUCUUCAAAUCAUAUCAAUGCCUGCUGAUGGCAAAAACAGGUAACUACAGGCUUAAAACAGCAAGAAAUCAAGAUUUACAACUUUCUAAUGGUGCUGUAAGAGUAUAACAUAAUAUAUCGUUGUAUUUUCUGCCCAUGAAGGUAAUCACAAUGCAAAAUUAACGAAAGGGAAACUAGCAAACAGGUCAAACUUAAUUGUGUGUUAAACUUCUCAGGUUAGACAAAUUCAAACUGGUGCUACUUUAAAAAGAACACUGUCAGGCAGUUUAGGUAUCUAAAAUAACUGGGCUUAAGAAUUGCUCUUAAAAUGAGCAGUUUUCUUUCCAAUCUGUGAUUAGCAGUGUUGACAGUUGACUCUCCAUUUUCAGUCCCAGUCUGACUUGAAAUUUAGCUCUUUGUUAUUACUUCAUAAAUGAUGGGAAAACAAAAGGUCACUCACUGUACCCAUCAGUGCUGUAGGGGGGCCCAUUUCUGCAACAUGUCUAUGCAUGGAAAUGCUGUUGAAUCACUUCUGUGCAUGGACUACCAAGGAAGUAAAGAAAACCAGAGUGCACCUUUCAACAUUCUCUCGUUAAUUCAAGGAGCAAAAUUAAUUGGUAUGUGCAAAAUUUGCAAAAAGGUUAAAAUUAAUUGGGAAAUGAGGGAAAUGUGAAUAAGUGUAAUUGGAAGAUAGAGAAAGCAAUUGAAUGUAUAUUACAGGAGUAAUUGACAGUGUUCCUCAUUUUAGCAAAACAUACAUGACAGAGUAGCAUUUGAUCUUAACAUGAACAUAAUCAUUUUUUGUCAAAACAUAAGUAAUUGCUUGGCAACUUUUUUUGUGUGUUUCAUUUCUUUUAAAUCAUUGUAACAUGACCAUCCACUCUAGUUUUUAAGCAUGCUUCUUUUGAUCUUGGAUCGGUUCACCUAAACACAUGGCCCUGUUACGAGAAUGUGAAACCAUGUCACAUGCCAAUUUGUAUACAGAUACCUACUGAGUCAUUGCGCAUAUUGUCAGUAGACAUAUGUUCCUGAUCAUAUUGUGGCACUGUUUGUUGAAAAAAAGAACAAUCAAAAUCAAGCAUCGUGAUUAAUUGUGGAUUGACUACUUUUUCUGACAAGGUAUUUGAUUUUUUUAGGGUUUUUGUUUUCUUUCCAAUUUCAUCUAAUGCAUAUAUAUUUUUACCUCAAUAUUUUUAUUAUUCAUGUUAAAAUUGUCUGCCAAUGGACUUUAUUUCCAAUUUAAUAAAUGUUUAACAUUAUAGAGUA
This is a messenger RNA of Meleagris gallopavo (turkey), 1994 nucleotides long. Lineage: Eukaryota; Metazoa; Chordata; Aves; Galliformes; Phasianidae. The record is from RefSeq and is a predicted model, not a curated record.